AAAAUAACUAAACUAUAUACCCUCGCUAAACUCUCGAUCAUUGGUCUCGAGCUGCACACUAUCUAUUCCAACCACGCGCACACCUUCAGAGACCAACAACCAUCGAGCUUCGAAGCGAUCAUCAUCCAUGGCGGAUCUCCAGUGGAGUUCGUUCCUCUCCAAGCUGAUGAGCAAGAGAAGGACUUGGGUAACCCUCUUCCUCAUCGUCUACAUCCUCCUUCUCUCCUCUUCCUGGAACCUCAUCAUCUCCAUCCGAUCCUGGUACAACGCUUCCAUCUCUCCCUCAACACAGCGCCCGAACCCUUCAAUUUGGCCCACGAUCUACGCCUCGUUGCUCUACGGAGGGGUUUUCGGUUUGCUCGCCAUGGGGGCGGCGUUGGCCGUGGCGGUGCCGGCGACGUUGGUGACGUGGAUCACGGUGCUGGUGUUGCUGGCGUUCACUGGGAAGCCGAGGCGGGCGUUGGUGAGGGAGGGGCGGAGGAUCACGGCGGAUAUCAUGGGGUUUGCGUUCAUGGUGUUGAUCAGAGAGGGGAAUCUCGCGGCGGCCGUGUGCGCAGCGUUGAGCUUCUUUGCGCUUUUGAUUCGAAGGCGUGGAGAAGAUGAAAGGGGGAUUUAGGGUUCUAAUUUUUAGGGGGGUUUUUUUCCCUUUUUUUUUUUUGGGAAUUUUUGUGGAUUUUGUUACUGUUGUAUUUAUAUUUAUAUUUAUUUUUUUAUUUUGUAUUUUUUUAAG
Molecule: messenger RNA, 730 nt
Organism: Dioscorea cayenensis subsp. rotundata (Guinea yam)
Lineage: Eukaryota; Viridiplantae; Streptophyta; Magnoliopsida; Dioscoreales; Dioscoreaceae
Exons: 1
Coding region: 128-616 (162 amino acids)
Source: RefSeq, a predicted model, not a curated record